CUUCCAACGAGAGAUCCUGAAGGACCAUUGCUGGCCGGGUGUGUAUGAACCCCCUUCCACUGCUCCGCUCAAAAGCAGAAGAACUUUCGCCUUUUUUCCCCCCGUCUUGCACAUGGUUCCCUUUCAUUUCGGCCUCCGCGCCUGUGGAUGGCGUUUGUGAUAGGCGUCUGAGAGACGGCUCAUCUCCACAACGUUCUUUAGCGUCGAGCGUGACGAGCUUGGAGAAACCCUGCUCUCCACGAGGCCACCAAGCGUGAAACGAAAAAGCAAAGAAGCUUCGCGAAUUCUUGCUCUGUGGACGCCGGACCGAAACCUCUCCACAUGACAUUGCGUGGAUGGUUGGCUAUCCCACCAUAUUAAUACAAAUCUUCACAAUUCAACGGCGACCAGCGCAGCCGCAUGUCGGAUCACAGCCGGUUCCCACUUUACGCGGGCCGUCUGUCCGGAUAGCCUCAGCCUAUUUGGCCGGCCCUGAGUUGGCCACCCCAGAGGGUGUUAUCAGCUGUGAGCAAACAAGGGGCCGAGAUGGGGUUUUGGCCUCUAGAACCCCAUCCUCAGGAGGCUGAAGAAAGGGGCCUGAGCAUCACUGGCCGCGUUUCGAUGCUUAGAAAUGGCUCUCAUUCGAUCAUAGGUUUGCCGCGCAAUGCGCUCGAGGCAUGCCGGCGAAUAUAACAAGCCCCGCAAGUUCUGCGCAAAUAUGGAGUCUCGCGCUGUGAGAAAUUCUCCUUUGCGGACGAGUUAACGAACUAAAGCAUCGGUCGGUGCAUCGAGACAGGGGUCCGCACCAUUGCUUUUGCUGGCAGUGGACGUCAUGGGAACGUUCCAGGAAGACUCUUGAAAGAAAUGCGUCUUUUGGUCCCGUUAUCCGAUAUACUCGACCGUCCUGUGUGAACUAGCUUGUCUGCAAGUAAGGCUAUACCACUUAUGGAGUAGGGAGUAGGGAGUACACUACAUUAAUACCCAUCACAGCAAAGCAGUUAAUACGGAGGGAGUGAGGUGGUCAGGGAUCAGCGCCACGAAGCCGUGGUUUUGACCUGAAGAUAGCUGAUCCAGCAACCUGGCGCAGGCUACGGAGCACUACAAACUCGGCCUUUUC
Messenger RNA from Coccidioides immitis RS, 1096 nucleotides. RefSeq lists its product as uncharacterized. Bases 336 to 566 code for a protein of 76 amino acids. The record is from RefSeq and is a predicted model, not a curated record. NCBI's taxonomy places the organism in Eukaryota, Fungi, Ascomycota, Eurotiomycetes, Onygenales, Onygenaceae. The transcript has 3 exons.